Messenger RNA from Notothenia coriiceps (black rockcod), 1027 nucleotides. RefSeq names its product protein arginine methyltransferase 3 (gene prmt3). The transcript is spliced from 10 exons. The annotation marks the transcript as partial. Gene Ontology annotation, biological process: peptidyl-arginine methylation, to asymmetrical-dimethyl arginine; chromatin remodeling. The record is from RefSeq and is a predicted model, not a curated record. Gene Ontology annotation, molecular function: histone methyltransferase activity; protein-arginine N-methyltransferase activity. Gene Ontology annotation, cellular component: nucleus. Lineage: Eukaryota; Metazoa; Chordata; Actinopteri; Perciformes; Nototheniidae.
CGGCCCCUUUCUUUACGUCACCAAACGUGACCGGGAAGUCCACUGAAACCAAAGCGACAUCAUGGCAGAAUACACAAACCCACACUGUGACGGGGUUGCAGACGAGAUGCCCGAGCUCUCUGACGGUGAGGAUGAAGACAUUGAGGAUGAGGAGCUGUGGCAGUGUAUGGAUGAAGAUGGCAGUGAGCCAACUAAAGUCACCUGUCUGUUCUGUGACAGGUUGCUGAGCUCCGUGCCGGCCACCCUGCAGCACUGCGUUGUUGAGCACCAGCUCAACCUGGUGGGCGUGAUGAGAAAACACAAUCUAGAUGACUAUGGUUACAUAAAGAUGAUCAACUUCAUACGGUCAACAAAAUGUGAUGCAGCCUGUCUAGCAGGGCUGCCAGAUGGUCCUUUACCCUGGGAGAGUGAAGACUUCCUGCGGCCAGUUAUCCAGGACGACCCCCUCCUGCAGACAGACCCUGAGGAUCUCUGUGGGGGGUCGAGCCUGUCGGCGUGCCAGUCGUCUGGGGCCAAGUCCCAUGAUGCACAGGAGCAGAGGGUACAGGCCGCUGAGGAUGCGCUGACCAGAUCCCUGGAAGACAUGCAGAAACUCAAGCUGCUGGUUCAGGGUCUGGUGAUGAACGCAGACACCGGCCGACCUGGCAACCUGGGCACCGUGGCCGAGCUCCGAGAGGACGAGGACGAGGCCUACUUCAGCUCCUACGGCCAUUAUAGCAUUCAUGAGGAGAUGCUGAAGGAUAAAGUGCGAACAGAGAGUUACCGUGACUUCAUGUACCGCAACCCUGAAGUGUUCCGUGACAAGGUGGUGCUCGAUGUGGGCUGUGGGACUGGCAUACUGUCCAUGUUCGCUGCCAGAGCAGGAGCCAAGAAGGUCAUAGCAGUCGACCAAUCAGAAAUCAUCUAUCAGGCCAUGGACAUAGUCAGGUCCAACCAGCUGGAGGACAAGAUCACUCUGAUCAAAGGGCGCAUAGAAGACAUCAAGCUGCCGGUGGAGAAGGUGGACAUCAUCAUCUCAGAAUGGAUG